Molecule: messenger RNA, 2014 nt
Organism: Oncorhynchus kisutch (coho salmon)
Lineage: Eukaryota; Metazoa; Chordata; Actinopteri; Salmoniformes; Salmonidae
Product: protein FAM133-like
Exons: 8
Coding region: 991-1581 (196 amino acids)
Source: RefSeq, a predicted model, not a curated record
UGGAUCUUAAGCUUUUUACGAUUAAUGGUAUGCAUGAAAACAAACGUGUUGGCUAUAGCUAAAAGCGGGCACUGAAAAAUGUUAGCUAGGCCAUCUAAGCUAGUUAUUGUAGCUAAGUGUGCAGGCAAAUUGAAUUUCAAUUAAACCAUAUCAAAGAUGCACAAAGCGUAUGUUAAAAUAACUACAAUAUGUUUAUCGAACGAAUAUAGCUAACUAGCUAGGCAAACUAACCUGGCAGAUACAGAAUAACAAGUUAGCAGGUAACUAACAAGAAGGACCGAUAUCCGUGCCAGAAGAUAAUUAAACCUAUCUAUUUAGGUCGAAAUAUCAGUUUAUGUUUAUAAUAAUAUAGGUAGAUAGCUAACACAUCCUGUCUGUUAACAUAAUCCAAAGAACGCGGACGAAUAAACUAAUUUUACAGUAGUCAGCUCGAGUUCAUCAAUUCACGAUCUGCUACUAAUUUACUGUAUGAAUUUGUAAACAUAUUUUUACGGGAAGGCCGUAGAGUUGUCAUUGACCGCCUUGGACUUGUUUGACCCUAAUAAAAGUUACUGAUCGUACCAAGAUAAUACAAGUGAUGGUACGUUCGUAAAUCUACUUCGACUUUCACAGCACUUUUAGUUUGAGUGCCAGAGGCCGCGGAAUAAUUGAAGUAUUUACAAACACCAUUAACUUUGUUAUGACCGGUGUAAGUAAACGUCGGCAAUAGAAACUGAACAAAAUUGUUGCCAUACAUUUGUCACUAACCCUCAUGAUAACAUAAAGGCACUAACCAGCUCUGCUAGGGCGAGUAACAUUUUCAGUAAGGUGUUAUUUAAUUUGUCUGGAAGUAGCUAGCCAACUUUUGCCAGUUCGCUUGGGUGCUUGACUGCGGUUGAGCUCAGAUCAACACUGCUCCUCCGCCAGAGCGUCCAGUGUGCACGCUGAACGCACUCUGGCACUCCACAGUUAAUUUACGAACCAAUUCCUGUCUAGCUAGUGUUAUUGUCUAUGCCAGGAACACACAGAAUGUCGAUGUGCUGUUUGUUUGGCAAGUCUUAUGUGAACCCAAUAGCUGCAUCUCGUGCCAAUGGACCCGCACCCAAUGCAGGACCCUCUAUCCAGGAUUACCUGAGCAGACCACGGCCAACAUGGGAAGAGGUGAAGGAGAUCAUAGACAGGAAGAAGAAAGGCUCCAGAGCCCUGGCGGACUUUGAGGACCAAAUGAACUCGAAUUGGAAGAAGGAGCUGGCGAAGAACAGAGAGAAGUUACUAGGUGGCGUUGACAAAUACAAGGAGAAAGAGAAAAAGAAGAGCGAGAAAGGAAAGAAAUCCAACCGGGUGAAGAAAGCUGUCUUCAAUGUUUUGUUGAAGACUGGUGGUAGACAUACUGCGCAUUCCUCUCCUUCAUCCUCAUCAAGUUCUGAUUCCUCUAGCAGCUCUUCCUCAGACUCUGAAGACGAGAAUGAAAAGAGCACCAAAAGGAAAAAGCGGUCCUCUAAGAAAGCAUCGGAUGACUCUACUGUAGAAUUGGAGCCUGACGGCAAGGACAAAUCAAAGAAGAGGAGGAAAAAGAAGCAGAAGAGAAAAAACCUCUUCUGAUGCGAGGUUAGACUAGAGAUGUGGCUCUUUCCACUAGUAGAGAGCUCCUGCCUUCCAACUACCAACAAAUCCCACCUGGGCUGCCUCCCAUGACUGGGGUAGUUGGUGCACUAUGGGAACUGCUGGCUUGAGAGUAUUAAACUAAUACCGCUUUCAAAACAACUGGGAACCUGGGGGAAUAAAACAAGCUCUGACUGGGGGAAAAUUGGUUUGAACGGUCAUCCAACUCGGAAUUCCAAGUCGGAAACUCUGACAUCUUUCUAGAACAGACUUUCCGACCUAAAAAUCAGACGUCAUGAUUUGGCCUCGUUUAUUUUCCGAGUUCACAGUUGUCUUGAAAGCAACAUAAGGACGGGUGAACUAGAAUCAAACCAUCUGUGAAAACAUAAUGUUUUUUAUUCAAUGUAAAUAAACGGCAAUAAGGAAACCACAA